Aspergillus saccharolyticus JOP 1030-1 is the source of this 2125-nucleotide messenger RNA. RefSeq names its product glycerol kinase. Gene Ontology annotation, molecular function: glycerol kinase activity. Gene Ontology annotation, biological process: glycerol-3-phosphate biosynthetic process; triglyceride metabolic process; glycerol metabolic process. Bases 149 to 1975 code for a protein of 608 amino acids. Lineage: Eukaryota; Fungi; Ascomycota; Eurotiomycetes; Eurotiales; Aspergillaceae. The transcript is spliced from 4 exons. The record is from RefSeq and is a predicted model, not a curated record. Gene Ontology annotation, cellular component: mitochondrion.
GUACAUUGCAGUCGAGGGGGUAUGGCCCCCAUGCGGCCUUAUUCGUAUAACACAGAGAGAUCAUGGUGUUUCCCGUGACUGCUGAAGCCAUUUGUUCACAACUCAUGACUUGCGCAAGGAGGUUAUCAUUCAAAUCACUCCCAGCAGAAUGGACGGACCGGAUGUUUUUGUCGGCGCUAUCGACCAAGGCACCACCAGCACUCGAUUCCUCAUAUUCAACCAGGCCGGCGAGAUAGUAGCAUCUCACCAAGUCGAACUUACACAGAUCUUUCCCAACCCAGGAUGGCAUGAACACGACCCCCUCGAGAUAGUCUCGUCCGUAGAAACAUGCAUUGACGAAGCCAUUGCAAAACUCGAGGCCCAAUGGUUCUCCCGCACAGACGUCAAAGCAGUUGGCAUCACUAACCAGCGCGAGACCACCAUCGUAUGGGACCAUGAAACCGGCGCACCCCUCCACCGUGCGAUUGUCUGGACCGACACUAGGUCCCAAGACAUCGUGAUGCGACUCAAACAACAGCCAGGAGCAUCGCAAUUGCAGUCGAUCUGCGGCCUUCCGCUGUCCACCUAUUCAUCCGCGUCGAAGCUGCUCUGGAUGCUUGCGCAUUGCCCCAAAGUGAGAGAGGCCUACGAACGGGGCACGCUGGCUUUCGGUACCGUCGAUGCAUGGCUUGUGUACCAGCUCAAUGGCGGCCCUCAGGCGAAGGUCUUCGUAUCAGAUCCCACCAACGCCUCCCGAACCAUGUUCAUGAACCUGAAGACCCUCAAGUACGACGACUACCUGCUGGACUUCUUCGGCAUUAAAGGCCGCGUCCAUCUGCCCAGGAUAGUCCCUUCGUCGGACGCUACCGCCUACGGCUCGCUCGCCCGCGGCGCCCUCGCCGGCACGCCUAUCAUGGGCUGUCUGGGAGAUCAAUCGGCCGCUUUGGUCGGCCAGAAGGGAUUCUCGCCUGGAAUGGCCAAGAACACGUACGGCACGGGGUGCUUUCUCCUAUACAACGUGGGCGACACUCCGGUCAUCUCCUCGCACGGGUUACUGGCGACCGUGGCGUAUCACUUCGACGGGAAGCAGCCCGUGUAUGCCCUGGAAGGGAGCAUUGCCGUCGCCGGCUCAGGCAUCAAGUUCCUCCAGAACAACCUCGAGUUCUUCAAGGACCCGCAGGAAGUCAACGACCUAGCGUCGACCGUCAGCGACAACGGCGGCUGUGUCUUCGUCACCGCAUUCAGCGGCCUCUUCGCUCCAUACUGGAUCGACGAUGCAAAGGGCACAAUCUUUGGAAUCACCCAAUACAUCCAGAAAGGCCAUCUCGCCCGCGCCAUCCUCGAAGCCACCUGCUUCCAGACCAAAGCCAUCCUCGACGCCAUGGAAAAGGACAGCGGCCAUACCCUGGCUGAACUAGCCGUGGACGGAGGAAUGAGUAACUCGGAUCUAGCCAUGCAGAUCCAAGCAGACCUCAUCUCCAUCCCCGUCUAUCGACCCAAAAUGCGCGAGACCACCGCGCUCGGUGCCGCCAUCGCCGCCGGCCUGGCCGCGGGCGUGUGGCGCAACUUCUCCGAGCUGCGCGCCCUGAACUAUGGAGCGGACAGCGGCGGCACGGUGUUUGAGCCGCGAGCGGAAGUGCGCGAGGAGAGUGCGCGGGCGUUUGCGCUGUGGGAGAAGGCGGUGGCGAUGAGUCGCGGGUGGGUGGGCGAUAACGACAACGAUAAGCCUGGCGCGGUUCGGCAUCGUGGUAGCAUGCCCUCUGCGGGUGCGAAAAGGGGGCCGGCGAGCUCCGAGAUCGUCUCUGGCUUGAACGGGGCGGAUGGGCAUGCUCGUUUGGUCGCGAGUUUUGAAGCUGCCGCAGCGGAGAGUUCUGCUACCGCUGAUCUGGAGGAUGCGGAGGAGGAGGAUUUGUACCUGGAGUUACGGAGGGUGGAGAUUCUACAGAAGUUGAGGAAGGUGAGGAAGGGAAGGAAGGCUGAGUUGGCGAGUUUGUGAGACUGGAAUGGAUUGGGUCGGGUCUCAUGAAUACUUCCUUGCGGCAGAGUUCGAGACUAGAUUUGAGAAGUGAGGUAGAAUCGAGCUGUUAUGCACAGAAAGAAACUUGCCAAAUUAUCACUAACUAUUGUAGGCAAGGACAGUGAAGCU